Molecule: messenger RNA, 5351 nt
Organism: Aspergillus costaricaensis CBS 115574
Lineage: Eukaryota; Fungi; Ascomycota; Eurotiomycetes; Eurotiales; Aspergillaceae
Product: ssDNA endodeoxyribonuclease RAD2
Exons: 7
Coding region: 1-5271 (1756 amino acids)
Biological process (GO): nucleotide-excision repair
Cellular component (GO): nucleus
Molecular function (GO): DNA endonuclease activity; single-stranded DNA binding
Source: RefSeq, a predicted model, not a curated record
AUGUCUUUAAUACUCGGGCGCGUCCCGCGCUUUCUGUCAGUACGGCUGGCUACUGUCGGACAUGCUAAACCGACACAAAAAGCGACGUCCCUGGUCCGACUGAUCUCCCAAAACGCAGCUGCAUCAUCGAGGAGCACUGAGGCUAAAGAUCUUCCAUUGGCAUAUACCUGGCUAACAAGAACGCCAGGCCAAAUUACGCCAGAUGACGUCCUUUCGAGCGUAUCCCCCAUUCCAGAGUCCCUCUCGUUAAACUACGUACCUGUCCUCCUAGUCACUACUGCAUUCGCCCACUGGAUUGAUGUAUCGUCGAACCGCUUUCUGGAACAAUUGAUCAACUCUUUGUAUUUAUCUACACCAAACCGCGAAUCGUCAGGACCUCUCCAUGCCAUUGUUGCCGUGGUCGAUAAGCUACCCGACCUCCGCGCCAGGCUCGAAGGGCUUGUCGACAGCAAGAUUUCAUCUGACUCCGAUGGAGUUUCGCUCUUGCUGGUAAAGGCAGAAAAUUUACAGGGAACCAUUGCUGUGCCUCGUCGUGUUCGCAGUAUGGAAGCUGCAGAGUCCAGUUUGGUCUUUACUUUUCAAAACGACACAUCCUCCAAGACUUUGCAGAGGUCGACUCAUGAACUCGGACUGCGUCUCGCCAAUACAAUAUUCAUCAACGGGAAUGACACCACUCUUUUUGGCACGCGCUGGACUUAUACGCCUUCUCAGCAAUAUACCUUAGAGCAGUCAGUGAAUCUCUCCAACUGCACGGUGACCUCAGCGGUCGCUUCCGUCCAAAACUCAUUUAACCUCCCGCUCUAUCCUGUUGGCCAUCGAAGGAGAGUGAUCUCAAGCAUGGGAAAUAUCCUUCGUCAGUUGGCAAAACAUCUGGAUAGUCAAUCAACGGAACCAAUGCCAGCUUCAUCUGAACUGGAAAAGGAACUGCCACGCUACAUUGAGGAACACGGCAUAGUUGACCGAAGGGUUUCUGUUUGGGCCCUGAUUGAGAACUCCGAAAAGGGCUUUCAAUUGGAAAACAACACUAAUAUGCAGGAGAGCCUCGUAAAAGCAAUCCGCGCUGGAGGCAAACUCCAUCGGGUCAUGAGCGGUGGCGGUGGAUGGGGAAAGAAACAAGGCCUUCUAUCUUUGGACCCUGAAACUACGUUCAACGAAACAGACAAUAAUCAGGGGCUCCUAGGCCUGGACAAUAUCUUCGCAGACCAGGAGACGCAAAAUCUCUCAGAUAUAUCUACUCCGCCGCCUGCGUUCUUUGAGAUGCCACAACUGGAUCAAAAAUCAGAGCAUGCCCCGAAACCUCUUCGUCAAGAUGAGGGCAUUCGGCUCAAAUUCGGCAUUGUUGCUGAUUCCGAGACCAUUCCCAGCUCUUCCGAUGGCGAGGAGAAGGAUCUGGGUGUUGUACCUCAGUUCUUUGGUGCGCUAUCGGAGAAAGCAAUCACUUAUUCGCAGCCUGUGGUCGGUCCAGAGGCCUCUAAUUCCCUCAAAUCAAGUGCUAAGUUUGAUAUUCCCGGGUGCCACGUGGAUGCGCCAAAGCACUUCAUCAAAUCAAAGACCUCACCAUCGCUGUACGCUGGGCUGCGGUACCCUGUGGUCAACAAUGUCCUGGAGGGAUUGUUACUCAAGGUGCCUUGUAGACGGAGGGUUAACGGAUUCUAUCGUACAAAUAGUGAUAACUCCCUGAAGCCAUCGCGUCGGCCCCGUUCAUAUACAUCACGUGAUUCGAUACCAGACAGUAUCACGUGUCACAAAGUGUCCGAUGACCUCAUUGACGCCUCCCGACUGCAGUUGAUCCGCGUCGUCUUAUGUCGUCAAAACAAUCGCCUAGUAGUAGGUUUCAUCUCAUACAACUUCUAUGACGUCAUGGGUGUCCAUGGGCUCUGGACGGUCGUACAUCCUUGUGCACGGCCCAUCAAAUUGGAAACUCUCAACAAAAAGCGCCUGGCUGUCGAUGCAUCGAUAUGGAUUUACCAGUUUUUGAAGGCGGUACGCGACAAAGAAGGCAAUGCUCUCCGGAACUCUCAUAUCGUGGGCUUCUUUCGCCGCAUAUGCAAGCUACUCUACUUCGGAAUCCAGCCGGUCUUCGUAUUUGAUGGUGGCGCGCCGGUCCUCAAGCGCCAGACUAUAGCAAACCGGAAGAAACGGCGCGAAGGUCGGCGAGAAGAUGCCGUGCGGACCGCUGGAAAGCUGCUCGCUGUGCAGCUGCAAAGGUCUGCUGAGGAAGAGGCGGCUGUCCGUCGGAGGGGGAGAACGACAAAUGAAGAGGAGGUGCCGGACAACCCUGUUUAUGUCGGUGAUGCUUUCAUAACGGAACAGGAAAAGAAGCAGACGCGGUCAUUCAAGAAGAAAGACGCCUAUCAUCUGCCGGAUUUACAAACCAGCCUUGAAGAGAUGGGGGCCCCCAAUGACCCUCGCAUCAUGUCACAGGAAGAAUUGGAGGAAUAUGCGAGGCAAUUUCAUCAGGGAGAAGAUAUCAAUUUGUAUGAUUUCUCGAAAAUUGACUUUGAUAGCCCAUUCUUCGUCAGUCUCCCGGCGACGGACCGGUACAAUAUCCUCAAUGCGGCCAGACUCCGAAGCCGUCUCCGGAUGGGGUACUCAAAGGAGCAACUAGACAGCAUGUUUCCUAAUAGAAUGGCGUUCUCGAAGUUCCAGAUCGAGCGUGUAAAGGAGCGCAAUGACUUAACCCAACGACUGAUGAAUAUCAACGGCAUGAAUGGUGAAGAUGCUCUGUACAAAUCAGGACAACGUAUUGCCGGAGAACGCGGGAAGGAGUAUGUCUUGGUGAAGGAUGAUACCAUUGAAGGGGGCUGGGUUCUGGGAGUUGUGGGAAACAAAGAAGGCCAGGAGGACAAACCUAUUGAUGUUGAUCAGUAUGGUCAGCAGCUGAUAUUCCCUGGCAAAGAGGAUAAUUCGGAUGACGAUGAUGGUGGCUUUGAAGAUGUGCCUAUCGAAGGAUUGAACCGACUUCCUAAGCUGCCUUUCCUUCAAAAAGGGGGUUUCGGUGAAUCAAACAGGAACCAGAUGCGUGAUAGCUUGGAUACAGGAAGCCCCGAGCUGCAGGAAGCCAACGAUGACUCCCUUUUCGUGGAAGGUGGCCAGAACGAACUAGCGAAUCAUAACCACCAUACCACAGAUACAUUGUUCGAUGCCACUGGAGAUGAUGAUGACGAAACGCUUCAACGAGCGAUCGCGAUGUCUCUCCAAUCUGGUGUUCGUGCCGAUGCCGAUACCAACGAUGAUGAUCUACCUGAAAUCCAGCUUAACCAGAACUACAUGUCCCUUCCAUCUAUCCACGAGGCCCCCGCAGACCUUACAGAUCAUAGUGAUGACGAAGAAAUGGACUUAGUCGCCGCCUUAGCACAAUCCAAGAGAGUACAGAAAGCACCGCCCAAAGUGGCAGGUAACCCCUUCGAUGGUCCGCUUCCCUUUGAGUCACUUAAACCAUUCAAAGCUGGAAAAUCAACCAACCGUGGUAAAUCAGCUGAACAAGAAUCUGGCGCAACAAAACCCGACAAUGAAUCAAGUAAGACGAAGGAUAACCAGAUACUGCCGCCGUGGUUCUCAGGGCCAUCGCAAAGUGUCAAGGAUGUUGAGUUCGUCAGUGAUGAGGUUCACCAUCGUCCAGUGGCGAAGCCGCCUAGUGAGCAGAAUGUACCAGAUCACGUGUUCAUCGUUGGCGAUGAAGAAACGAUGGAGGACCAUGAUUCAGGGGCUUCAAAAGGCUCAAAACCAUUCAUUGACUUGGUGCCGACUCCUCAAUCGAACGGUGGUGGUCAAGAAUCUCAAAUCAAACUCGAGGUUGGACCACAAGUAACUCCUGUCGAAGCACAAGCUACUGAAACAAAGGACGCCGAAGCUUUGGAAGCACAUACGGGAGAUAUCAUUCCAGUGGAUGCGUCCAAUCCAUCUAUGACGGAGAGACACAUCUCCAUUGAUGAUGAAACAGAUUUGAGGCACGCCGAAACGUCGCCAUCGCCUGAGUUCGAGGAUGUUGUCAUACAGCCAGACAGCAUACCCACGGAACCAACUACCCUAGAUCAAUCAGACCAAGUGGAAGAAUAUUAUGAUGACGACAAUUUUUCAGAUCCUGAAGACGAGCAAUUACUCGAACAGCUCGCGGCUGAGGGGGAAGAGCAUGUACGCUUUGCAGCGACACUAAACUCUACUUCUCACACCGAACUUCCAUUUGACUACGAGCAAGAGCUAAGACAGUUGCGGUCUCAGCAAAAGAAGGACCGCCGAGAUGCAGACGAAGUGUCACAAGCCAUGAUUACUGAAUGCCAGCAGUUGCUGAGGCUAUUCGGUCUUCCAUACGUCACGGCCCCUAUGGAGGCUGAAGCCCAGUGUGCAGAAUUGGUGUCCCUCGGCCUUGUUGAUGGUAUCAUCACCGAUGAUAGUGAUGUAUUUUUAUUUGGAGGCACACGCGUCUACAAAAAUAUGUUCAACCAAAGCAAGUUUGUUGAAUGCUACCUCACAACUGACCUAGAGAAAGAGUACUCUCUGUUCCGCACCAAACUCAUCAGGCUCGCCCAUUUAUUAGGGAGUGACUACACAGAAGGAAUCCCCGGCAUCGGGCCUGUAACUGCUUUAGAGAUCCUCACCGAAUUCGGGACACUGGAAGAAUUCCGUGAUUGGUGGACGCAGGUGCAGACAGGACUCAAUAUGGGCAACGAUAGUCAUGCAAUAUUCUACAAGAAGUUCAAAAAGCAUGCUACAAAAAUCUUCCUACCACCAUCUUUCCCCGAUCCCCGAGUCGAUGCCGCGUACCUGGAACCAGAGGUGGAUUCGGACCCGUCUCCCUUUCAAUGGGGAGUGCCCGACUUGCAUGGUCUAAGGGACUUCCUUAUGUCAACAGUUGGCUGGAGUCAAGAACGCACUGAUGAGGUGCUGGUGCCCGUAAUUCGCGAUAUGAACCGCAGAGAGCAGGAGGGCACACAAUCGAAUAUUACUAGUUUCUUCAGCGGUCCGCAAGGAGCGGGUGCUUUUGCACCGCGUGUCCGCAAUGGUGGACAGACAAGGAUGGAGAAAGCAUUUAGUCGCCUCCGGCAGCAAGCUGUAUCUGUGGAACAGGCUGAUUCAAUUGGCAUAGAUAGUCACUUGCAUGAUCCAGCUGCAGAUGGGUCAUUGGAGAGCCCAGUACCAUCAAAUCUGGCGACAGGAAAGGAGACGCGCCCCAAACGAGGGCGUCGUGGAGCACGAAAUGCACCGGAUGGGCACGAUGAUAUGGCGGAGAGGACUGCUACCAACAAAAAGCGUCGGACCCGCGCCAAGUAAAUAAUUGAUCGCAGUGAUGUCAGGACUAUAAUGCAGUGGCUACAUGCUGUUGCUACUACUGAAAAAUAUAUUGAUGAUAG